AUGAGCGGAAGCAAGAUUCAGGUUGCUGCUGUGCGCGAGGAGGUCCGUGCCCUCCUUGCUGCGUCUGCCGAGAGCAAGCGCAAGUUUGUCGAGACUGUCGAGCUCCAGAUCGGUCUGAAGAACUACGACCCGCAGCGCGACAAGCGUUUCUCGGGCACCAUCAAGCUGCCCCACAUCCCGCGCCCCAAGAUGACCGUGUGCAUCCUUGGUGACGCCCACGAUGUCGACAAGGCCAAGGCCAUCGACAUGCCGUUCCGCUCGGUCGAGGACCUCAAGAAGAUGAACAAGAACAAGAAGCUCAUCAAGAAGAUGGCUGCUUCGUACGAUGCGUUCAUUGCCUCGGAGGCCCUCAUCAAGCAGAUCCCGCGUCUGCUGGGUCCUGGUCUGCACAAGGCCGGUAAGUUCCCCACCCCCGUGUCGCACACCGACGACCUCACUGCCCGUGCCGACGAGAUCCGUGCCACCAUCAAGUUCCAGCUCAAGAAGGUUCUGUGCCUGGCCGUUGCCAUCGGUAACGUCAGCAUGGAGGAGGACGAGGUUCUCGGCAACAUCAUGCUUGCUGUCAACUUCCUGGUGUCGCUGCUCAAGAAGCGCUGGCAGAACGUCAAGUCGCUGUACAUCAAGAGCACCAUGGGCAAGCCCCACCGCCUGUACUAA
Linderina pennispora is the source of this 657-nucleotide messenger RNA. RefSeq names its product 60S ribosomal protein l10a. Gene Ontology annotation, molecular function: structural constituent of ribosome; RNA binding. NCBI's taxonomy places the organism in Eukaryota, Fungi, Kickxellomycota, Kickxellomycetes, Kickxellales, Kickxellaceae. The transcript is spliced from 2 exons. The coding region runs from base 1 to 657 and encodes 218 amino acids. The record is from RefSeq and is a predicted model, not a curated record. Gene Ontology annotation, cellular component: large ribosomal subunit. Gene Ontology annotation, biological process: translation.